AUGGCCGCGCUGAUACACUUUCUGGUUCAGACCAUGCCUUUGCCUUUGGUUCUCGACCACAAGAGCAUAGUUACCGCUAUUGAUGCGGACGACUUUGCUUGUGCUUUUUUGAAGGACGCUCGCAAGCCUGGAUCAGACACUCUGCCCGACUCGUUCGUUACCGCGCGCCUUGUCAACGGUGAUCGUGACCUCCAAAUCCUCUAUGCUCCUGAUCACAAGCUCUACCAAUCUAAUGGCGACAAUACUAUGCGGACCACCAUCUGGGGGGAAAUCAAGUCGUUUGGUUCUAGUUUUUCCGCGGCUGGUGCGCGUGCUCCUGAGCACCUUGUUACCGACCGGCGUGUCCACACCGUUCGCAAUUCUAUUGGCCUUGCCCUCAUCAAAUCCGACAAUCCUGACCUCAUGGCUCAGAUGAAGGACCAACUGUUUGGUCUAUCUCUUCUGCAGAACGUCCUUGAUGCCAAUGUCGACCUUCUCAAACCCAAGGUCGAUCCCCCUCCAAAGAUGGCCAUUGUACGGACUUGUCUUUGGAACGAGAAGGGCAUUGGUGGCAAACCGGACUAUUGUAUUAUUCAGCUCCCCCCCCUCUAUGCUAUCGACCCCUCGGUCCCUUUGCUUCCAACAAGUUCAGGACCUUCCCCUCGGAAAAGAGGAGGAGGCGCAUCUAUUCAAUCGUCCACUCCAACUCCGGUGCUUCCUCCAUUUCCCACUACAGCUGCCACCCCGGGAACAUUGUACCCACCCUCACUAAUCCCUGGGUACGAUGCGACCAUCUUCUCAGAACAAUGUCGCCGUGCAGUUCGUGCUAUUCAACCGAGUGUAUUCGAUACUGAGGGGAAUCCAAUCUUGCCUUGCCACUUGGAGGAUGUCCUCAUCCCCGGUACCAUUGUACAGCUGUCCGUCUCUUUCCAUGGCUGGUACUCCGACAAGCAGAAGGGUGCC
Acaulospora colombiana is the source of this 942-nucleotide messenger RNA. The record is from the annotation of a GenBank genome assembly. Lineage: Eukaryota; Fungi; Glomeromycota; Glomeromycetes; Diversisporales; Acaulosporaceae.